This is a messenger RNA of Erinaceus europaeus (western European hedgehog), 5456 nucleotides long. RefSeq names its product protein kinase D2 (gene PRKD2). Gene Ontology annotation, biological process: protein phosphorylation. The record is from RefSeq and is a predicted model, not a curated record. Gene Ontology annotation, molecular function: ATP binding; protein serine/threonine kinase activity. Lineage: Eukaryota; Metazoa; Chordata; Mammalia; Eulipotyphla; Erinaceidae. Bases 450 to 3086 code for a protein of 878 amino acids. The transcript is spliced from 19 exons.
CCGGCGGGGCCGUCGCUCGGGACACUUCCUCCUGGGCCGCGGCGGCCGAGUAAAAGUUCGGAAGGGGGAGCCGAGCCGCGGGCGCCCGGAUCCCUCCUCGCCCGCCUCGCCCGCCUCGCCCUCCUCGCCCCCGGCGGAGCCGCCGACAACGCCCCCUUCUCCGCGGCCCUGGCGGAACUUUCCUCCAACUUCCGAGGCCUGUGAGAGUCUCUUCUGAUCACCCCGGCCCUCAGGAUCCCCCUGCCCAUCCCCGGGCCCGUCGGAUCCCUGGGAUCCACUAGAUCCUUGACUCCGAGCCUCUUCUGCAUCCCCAGGGCCUCUCCAUCCGCAAGUUCCCGCCACCUGCUGGACUCGACUUCCCGGAGCCCCGGGAUCCAAAGCCCCCGAGCCCGGCUUCCUGCAGCCUGAUCCCGGGUGGGCGCCGGGCGGCGGGUCCCGGGCCUCCCCCGAUGGCCGCCGCCCCCUCCCACCCCGCGGGGCUGCCGGGCUCGCCCGGGCCGGGGUCUCCUCCGCCCCCCGGCGGCUUCGAACUGCAGUCGCCGCCCCCGCUGCAGCCGCAGCUCCCGGCCCCGGGCCCCGGGGUCUCCUUCCACAUCCAGAUCGGGCUGACCCGCGAGUUCGUGUUGCUGCCCGCCGCGUCGGAGCUGGCCCACGUGAAGCAGCUGGCUUGCUCCAUCGUGGACCAGAAGUUCCCUGAGUGUGGCUUCUACGGUCUUUACGACAAGAUCCUGCUCUUCAAACAUGACCCCUCUUCGGCUAACCUCCUGCAGCUGGUGCGCUCCGCCGGAGACAUCCAGGAGGGCGACCUGGUGGAGGUGGUGUUGUCUGCCUCAGCCACCUUCGAAGAUUUCCAGAUCCGGCCGCACGCUCUCACGGUGCACUCGUACCGCGCCCCGGCAUUCUGCGACCACUGCGGGGAGAUGCUGUUCGGCCUGGUGCGCCAGGGCCUCAAGUGCGAUGGCUGCGGGCUGAACUACCACAAGCGCUGCGCCUUCAGCAUCCCCAACAACUGCAGCGGGGCCCGCAAGCGGCGCCUGUCAUCCACAUCUCUUGCCAGUGGCCAUUCUGUGCGCCUCAGCAUCUCUGAGUCCCUGCCCUGCACAGCUGAGGAGCUGAGCCGGAGCACCAUGGAGCUCCUGCCUCGCCGGCCCCCCUCGUCGUCACCCUCGUCCUCUGCCUCAUCCUACACCGGCCGCCCCAUCGAGCUGGACAAGAUGCUGCUGUCCAAGGUCAAGGUGCCACACACCUUCCUUAUCCACAGCUAUACGCGGCCCACCGUCUGCCAGGCCUGCAAGAAACUCCUCAAGGGCCUCUUCCGCCAAGGCCUACAGUGCAAAGACUGCAAGUUCAACUGUCACAAACGCUGUGCGACCCGUGUCCCCAAUGACUGUUUAGGGGAGGCUCUUCUUAAUGGAGAUGUGCCGAUGGAGGAGGCCACCGAUUACAGUGAGGCUGACAAGAGCUCCCUCAUGGACGAGUCAGACGAUUCAGGUGUCAUCCCAGGCUCCCACUCGGAGAAUGCCCUCCACGCCAGUGAGGAGGAGGAGGGCGAGGGAGGCAAGGCCCAGAGCUCCCUGGGGUACAUCCCCCUAAUGAGGGUGGUACAGUCCGUGAGACAUACAACGAGGAAAUCCAGCACCACGCUGCGUGAGGGCUGGGUGGUCCAUUACAGCAACAAGGACACCCUGAGAAAGCGGCACUACUGGCGCCUGGAUUGCAAGUGCAUCACCCUCUUCCAGAAUAACACAACCAACAGAUACUAUAAGGAAAUCCCACUGUCUGAAAUCCUUACUGUGGAGCCUGCCCAGAACUUCAGCCUUGUGUCGCCAGGCACCAACCCACACUGCUUUGAGAUCAUCACUGCCAACACCACCUACUUCGUGGGCGAGACACCAGGCGGAGCCCCCAGGGGGCCAAGCGGCCAGGGGGCUGAGGCUGCUCGGGGCUGGGAGACCGCCAUCCGCCAGGCCCUGAUGCCUGUCAUCCUCCAGGAUGCCCCCAGCGCCCCCGGCCACACUCCCCACAGACAAGCUUCUCUGAGCAUCUCUGUGUCUAACAGCCAGAUCCAGGAGAAUGUGGACAUUGCCACAGUCUACCAGAUCUUUCCAGAUGAGGUGCUGGGCUCGGGGCAGUUCGGAGUGGUAUAUGGAGGAAAGCACCGGAAGACGGGCCGUGAUGUGGCAGUCAAGGUCAUCGACAAGCUGCGCUUCCCCACCAAGCAGGAGAGCCAGCUCCGAAAUGAAGUGGCCAUUCUGCAGAGUCUGCGACACCCCGGGAUCGUGAACUUGGAGUGCAUGUUCGAGACACCUGAGAAGGUGUUCGUGGUGAUGGAGAAGUUGCAUGGGGAUAUGCUGGAGAUGAUCCUGUCCAGCGAGAAGGGCCGGCUGCCUGAGCGCCUCACCAAGUUCCUCAUCACCCAGAUUCUGGUGGCUCUGAGACACCUUCACUUCAAGAACAUUGUCCACUGUGACUUGAAGCCAGAAAAUGUGCUGCUGGCAUCAGCCGACCCAUUUCCUCAGGUGAAGCUGUGUGACUUCGGCUUUGCACGCAUCAUCGGGGAGAAGUCGUUCCGGCGCUCGGUGGUGGGCACACCCGCCUACCUAGCACCUGAAGUGCUGCUCAACCAGGGCUACAACCGCUCGCUGGACAUGUGGUCGGUGGGUGUCAUCAUGUACGUCAGCCUCAGCGGCACAUUCCCCUUCAAUGAGGAUGAGGACAUCAACGAUCAGAUCCAGAACGCAGCCUUCAUGUACCCGGCCUGUCCCUGGAGCUGCAUAUCUGCAGGAGCUAUCGAUCUCAUCAACAACCUCCUGCAAGUGAAGAUGCGCAAGCGCUACAGCGUGGACAAGUCUCUCAGCCAUCCCUGGUUACAGGAGUACCAGACGUGGCUGGACCUCCGCGAGCUGGAGGGGAAGAUGGGCGAGCGGUACAUCACGCACGAGAGCGAUGAUGCGCGCUGGGAGCAGUUCGUGGCCGAGCACCCGCUGCCCGGGCCAGAGCUGCCCACCGAUGGGGAGCUCGGUGGCGCCCUCCGGCCGCAGGACCACGAGAUGCAGGGACUGGCCGAGCGCAUCAGCGUCCUCUGAGGUUCUGGGCCUCUACCCUGGCCGCUGGGUUCUGUCCUUCUGCUCUCAUCUUCGGGGAGCAGCCUCCCACCCCAUCCCAGCCCCGAACUGUGGCAGAGGCAGGGGCUUCCGGUGCAAACUCAGGAGACAAGCUCCCUGGGGGAAGAGCGUGAUGGGGAGUUCUUUACAAAAUCAACUCCCCAACAAUUAAAAUAGACUUAUCUCUGGCCGGCAGAUUGUGGUCUACGGCCACACCGCAUUCCGGUUUCAUUAGUCUGUCAUUCACCCAGGUGAACUUUACCUGGAUGACUGACUACCUGAAAGAGAGAUGGGAAGAGUGGGAAAGAGGGGUCAGAAGAGAGAGGAAGUUCAGAAGGAAGACUGAGUGGAGUAGAAAAUAUACAGGGAAGUUGCUAGCAGGGAUGACUAGCUGAGAGAAAGGUAAGACGGUAGCAUAGGGAGAGGAAGAAUGAAGGACCAAGUUAGGAAUGGAGGAGAAAGAGAAAGAAUAUGAGGGGAGAUGGCUGGAGGUAUGGAGGAAUCAUAUAAAGGCAUGUAAUCACACAGCUAAUUUGAUUGUUCAUCUAGUGGUGUUACUACUAAUCACAAAAGCCUUAUUUUAUUUUGAAGGACAGAAAAUAAGAGGACCAGAGUACUGCUCAGUUCUAACUUAAGGUGGUGUUGGAGCUAGAACCUGUGGAUUUGGGAACAUCUGACAUGAAAGCUGAUGUUCUGAUCAGAAUUGUGUUAGCUCCCCAGCCCAGAACACAACUAUUUGUUAUAAUGCAGUUAACACAUCUUUGGCUCAUAGUAGGAAACUGAUACACACAUCUCAUGUUUCCUUUUAAAUUGCUGUAAGGAUUUUUCUUUUUUUUUUUUUUUUAAGACUAUUUAUUAGCCAGAAAGAUAGGAGGAGAGAGAGGAAGAACCAGACAUCACUCUGGUCCAUGUGCUUCUGGGGAUUGAACUUGGGACCUCAUGCUUGAGGAUUCAAUGCUUUAUCCACUGUGCCACCUCCGAACCACAAGGAUUUUUAUUUUUCUUAACCAGAGCACUGCUCAGUUCUGGCUUAUGGUAGUGCUAGGGAUUGAACCUGGGACUUCAGAGCUUCAAGCAGGAGAGUCUUUUGCAGAACCAUUAUGCAGUCUCCCUGCCCUGAUGUAAUGACUUUGCAGCACAUUGCAUGUGUGUUCACUGACUCAUUCAUUUAUCAGUAACACUGAGAACAUGGUGGUGACUGAGUGAGCCUAUCAUCUAAGGGAGUCAGACUAGUCUCUAGACAAUGAUGGCCCACAGUAGGCAGGGUUGGGAUGGAGGAGCCCAGGAGGAUGGCGUAUUCUUCUGAGUUGGUUUAAGUGCCAUUGUAGUCCUGAGGUUAUAGGCAGAGAGAGAAACUUUUCCACCUUUGAUCCUUGCCCUCAAGCUUCUCAGCUCCCUGUCUUCACUUAGACUUGGGGGUGGGGUGGGGGUGGGGAGAUGUGAGAGGACCUGGACAGGUUCUCUAUAUGUGUAAGUCAUACUUAGCUUUCACACAUGACUUUCCUGAGCCCUGACACCACGGAGCAGUAUUGAGUAGCCUAUUUGCACUAGUGCUAAGAGCUUGCUGUCCAGAACAUAGCGAUUCCUAUCAACUAGCCCAUCGGCUGGUCUGCUCAGCAGCUGCAGCUCUUUGAUUUGAAAAGGAGGAUUAAUGAUCUUCAACCAGUGAGGAUCUUCACAUGAACCAGGACCCUUCUGAGGCAUAAUCAGGGUGAGUGCUGGGGGCCAGGCAGUUUCACCCCAGGUUAAGCACACAUAGUAUAAAGCUCAAGGAUCCCAGUUGGAGCCCCCAGCUCCCCACCUGCAGAGGAGUCGCUUUACAAGCGGUGAAGCAGGUCUGUAGGUGUCUAUCUUUCUCUCCCCACCCCUGUCUCCCCCUCCUCUCUCGAUUUCUAUCCUGUCCAACAACAACAGUGGAAAAAAGAUGACCACCAGGAGCGAUGGGUUCAUAGUGCAGGCACUGAGCCCCAGUGAUAACCCUAGAGGCAAAAAACAAAUAAAUAAAAAUAAAAAAUCACAGUGAGUGCUAUUGGGGGAUGUCUCUUGGACUUGAUCCUAAAUGCUUCCUCCCUCUGAAAUUGAUUGGUCCAUUUCAGGGGAAAGUGGCUCAGUGGUAGAGCAUGACACUUUCAUUUGUGAGGUCUCAAGUUCAAUCAUUGACACCAGCUGUCUCAGGGUGAUAAAUCUCCCUCCCUCUAUAUUUACCUGGGAACUCAAGCAUACAAGUCUGGUGUGCUACCGCUGGUCUACCUCCCUGACCUAAUGACUUUCUUUUCCUAAUGAACCUUAUAUAAAGCUGAUUGGCCUAAGGCCUAGGAAUGUAGACAAUAAAAUUGAUUCCAUCUCCAACAA